UCAGCUGUGUCCAAUCACAGCUGAUCACAUGGCACUGAUCAGUGUGGCCCCUGAAGCGCCACCUGUCAGUGCUCAUCAGUGCCACUUGCUAGUGCCCAUCAGUGCCACAUCAAUGCCACAUAUCAGUGCAUACCAGUGCACAUCAAUGCCACAAAUCAGUGCCCAUCUGAGCUGCCUUUCAAUGUCACCCAUCAGUGCCAGUCAGUGCCACCUAUCAAUGCCAAUCAGUGCUGCCAAUCAGUGCCACCUAUAUGUGCCUCCUAUCAGUGUCAGUCAGUGCCGCCUAUCAGUGCCAGUCAGUGUCGCCUAUCAUUGCACAUCAGUGCCAGUCAGUGCCGCCUAUCAGUGCCAGUCAGUGCCGCCUAACAGUGCCAGUCAGUGCCGCCUAUCAGUAACAGUCAGUGCUGCCUAUCAGUGCCUCCUAUCAGUGCCAUAUAUCAGUGUCAUGUAUCAGUGCUGCCUUUCAGUGCCCAUCAGUGAUGCCUGUCAAUGCCCAUCAGUGCAACCUACCAGUGCCUCCUCAUCAGUGCCCAUCAGUGCCACCUAUCAGUGUCCAUCAGUGCAGCCUAUCAGUGCCCAUCACUGCAGCCUCAUUAGCGCACAUCAGUGAAGGAGAAAAAUCACUUUUUUACAAAAUUGUAUAACAAAAACUAAGAAAAAACAUUUUUUUUUCAAACUUUUCAGUGGUUUUUGGUUUGUUUAAGAAAAAAUAA
Staurois parvus is the source of this 713-nucleotide messenger RNA. The record is from the annotation of a GenBank genome assembly. NCBI's taxonomy places the organism in Eukaryota, Metazoa, Chordata, Amphibia, Anura, Ranidae.